Notolabrus celidotus (New Zealand spotty) is the source of this 1440-nucleotide messenger RNA. RefSeq lists its product as uncharacterized. The coding region runs from base 299 to 1225 and encodes 308 amino acids. NCBI's taxonomy places the organism in Eukaryota, Metazoa, Chordata, Actinopteri, Labriformes, Labridae. The transcript is spliced from 4 exons. The record is from RefSeq and is a predicted model, not a curated record.
ACACAGAAUUCGACGCAUGCGCAAAGCCUCCCUACAUCUUGAUGCUAGCUGAAUGAAUGAGAGGGGAUUGUCGAAUUGACUUUUUAACGCUCUUUUCUUUUGUUAUUUUUAACCUAAAUGAACAACGACACGUGCACUGCGAGCAACGAUAACCGAAAUGGAGGUUAUUAAGGGGGAAUGACGUCUUACUCUGUCAAUGAACACGUUCAGAAGCUUGGCUACGUUAGCUUCAUGCUAGCAGCAUCAGUAUCUGUUUAUAUUGUAAGGUCUCAGGUCUCAGGGCAGCAGUAAAGGAGAGAUGUACUUCCUCUACACAAUAAUCGCGUCCUUGGUUUGUUUUUUUGUUUUGAAAUGGUUGAAAAAGAGGAGGCACUGCACCGAUCUGUCAAGACUGGAUGGGAAAACAGUUCUUAUUACAGGUGGGAAUUCUGGCAUUGGCAAGGAGACAGCUGUUGCCUUGGCCAUGAGAGGCGCCCGAGUCAUCAUCGCUUGCAGAGACGUGGACAAAGCAGAGAAGGCUGUGAGGGAGAUCAAGUUCAAGAGUCACAGCCUGAACAUUCUUCACAUGGAGCUGGAUUUGGCCAACCUGCGCUCCGUAAGAGAAUUCUGUAAGAGCUUCCUCCAGAGAGAGAAGAGACUGGAUAUCCUGGUGAAUAAUGCAGGCAUGCCCAGCGUUCUCGACUGGACAGACGACGGCUUCAGCAUGUGUUUUGGCGUCAACCACUUGGGCCACUUCCUCCUGACCAAUCUGCUUCUGCCUCGCCUGAAGGAAUGUGCCCCCAGCCGUGUGGUUACCCUCACGUGCUCCACCUACAAAUACCAGAAACUGGACUUCCAGGACCUCAACUACAACCUUCUGCCCUUCUUCACCCACUGCCGCAGCAAGUUGGCCAACAUCUACUUCAGUCAGGAGCUGGCUCGCAUCACCGAAGGGAAAGGAGUGACCUCGUACGCUGUGCACCCAGGUUUCGUUCAGAGCGGUUGGACGUGUCACUUCUCCGUCCUCUUCCGGAUGCUGAUGCAGGUGAUCAUGUGGAUGUUUUUUGUUUCGUGUGAAGUCGGAGCUCAGACCGUCAUCUACUGCGCCGUGUCGGACGAAGCCGCCAAACACAGCGGGGGUUACUUUAUCGACUGCCGGCCUGCCACGCUGCGGCCUUUCGCAAGAGACACAGGAGUGGCGAAGAAACUGUGGGAGGCCAGUGAGAGGCUGGUCAAACUGGCCUGAUGGAGGAGGCAGGGGUGGGGUGUGGGUCGUUUUUUUUAAUCUUAUUCAUAUAUUUAAUGUAUUUAUGUCUUUAUCAACUGAUGUACAUUUCCUGUUCUGUUUGGGCCUGUUUGUCUUAAGUUGUCGAUGCAGAUUUAGGAUUUCUUUUAAAGACUUGUUUUACCUGUUUUGCAAUCUGCUUGAAGAAUAUUUAAUAAAUGACUUGACUUGUUUAA